Entrophospora candida is the source of this 264-nucleotide messenger RNA. The record is from the annotation of a GenBank genome assembly. NCBI's taxonomy places the organism in Eukaryota, Fungi, Glomeromycota, Glomeromycetes, Entrophosporales, Entrophosporaceae.
AUGUCUGUUCGCUUCGUCAGAAGAUCGCAAUCGGGAAAAGAUGAUAAAGAAGAUAGUAAUUCUGGCCGAAAAAUCGACAUCAUCUGGUCUAUAAAAUCAACUGACCUUGAGUUUUCCGUUGGUGAAGUCAGUGGACCACUAAAUCAACAUAAUGAAGUAGUUAUAUACGAGAUGUCAAUACCAUCUCGUUGGAUUAAUGGGGUUGAAGUGGGAUUAGUAUUACGAUCUGCACCAGGAAUGCUAUUUAAAGAUAAUAACAACUAG